UUUGAAAUUCUUUUCUUCUUCCCCCAAUCUCCCCAUUUCCUCCUCCUACCUAUAUAGCCGGCAUGUUGGACUAGCAAACAGAGAGAGACAGAAAGAGGGAAAGAAAAAUGACAGCCGUGGACCAUGAGUGAGUUUGGCAGCUCCGCCGUCCAGCGAGAACUCCGGCUGAGCCGCGUUGUGAGGCUCGCCUUCCUCCGCCGCCUCCUCCGCCUUUUAUGGCGCCACGUUAUGGCUUGCUCCUCAGGCUCCGUCACCACUGCCGUCUUCGCUGCCACCAACUGCGACCAAACCCACCGCUACAACCGCCUCCGCGAAGACGAUGAAGAAGCUAUACCGAUCGCCGCCGCCAUGGAUUCCCCUCGUCCCCUAUCUCCGCCCUUACGCUCCACCGCCGCCGAGCAGGAUUCCGACGAUCUCGUCUCCCUCAAGGUCAGCCUCCUCGGCGAUUGCCGGAUUGGGAAAACUACUUUCAUGGUUAAGUAUGUGGGGGAGGAAGAGGAGAACAGAGGUUUGCAUAUGAAUGGGCUGAAUUUGAUGGAUAAGGUUUUCUUUGUAAGAGGUGUGAGGAUUGCUUUUAGCAUUUGGGAUGUUGGAGGUGAUGGUCGGUUUCUAAGUCAUAUUCCUUUGGCUUGCAAAGAUGCAGCUGCGAUUUUGAUAAUGUUUGAUCUCACAAAUAGAAGCAGCCUUAGGAAUACAACCAAUUGGUAUAGGAGAGCAAGGAGAUGGAAUAAGACGGGGAUUCCAAUCUUGGUAGGCACGAAAUUUGAUGAUUUUGUUCAGCUUCCUUUUGACAUGCAGUGGACCAUAGUGAAUGAGGCCAGAGUAUAUGCAAGAGUAAUGAAGGCGACUCUGUUCUUCUCAAGCACCACACAUAACAUAAAUGUGAACAAAAUUUUUAAAUUUAUCACUGCGAAGCUCUUUAACUUGUCAUGGAGUAUAGAGAGAAAUUUAACAGUUGGAGAGCCCAUAAUUGAUUUUUAGGAUGCCUUUUUUUUUUUGCCUUGAAUUAAAUA
Molecule: messenger RNA, 1013 nt
Organism: Phalaenopsis equestris
Lineage: Eukaryota; Viridiplantae; Streptophyta; Magnoliopsida; Asparagales; Orchidaceae
Product: septum-promoting GTP-binding protein 1
Exons: 6
Coding region: 124-981 (285 amino acids)
Molecular function (GO): GTP binding; GTPase activity
Source: RefSeq, a predicted model, not a curated record